GUCAAAAUGGCAGCUGCGGAAGUUUUUAUUUCAAAAAAACAACAACAAAACUUUGAAGAAACUGAUCUGACUGUUCUUGGCUAUCAUAAUGAUACACCUGAAAUAACAACAGCUCGUCGUCUGCCCCCACAUGGGGGAAAAACUAGGAAACGAAAGUCAGCACCUAAAACUUGGGCACAGAAUGUGAGAAAGCAGCUAAGACAAUCUGAUCAGCCGUAUAAAAAUAGAAAGGGAGAAAAUGUUCCAUGCAAGUCUGUAACCAAAAAGAAAGACUGUCUAAAUUCUUGUAAAUUCAGAUGCGCACAAAAUAUUAGUGAUGAAGAAAGAAAACGUAUAUUUGCUGAUUUUUGGUCUAUGGACGACAUGCAAAAGAGACAUUUCUACAGUCGAACCACUGAACGACUUCAGAAGAAACGUCCAUUGAACUAUCAAUGAAAAUUCGCGAAAAGCGUAUUCAUUUUAUUAUAGCUUUUUUGUUGGUGAUUUGCUAACUCGAGUUUGUAAAAAAUUUUACCUCACAACUUUAAAUAUAAGUAGUAGAAGAGUUUAUUAUCAUCAUGAAAAAAAAAAUGAUACUACUGGAAGCCCAGCCCUUU
This is a messenger RNA of Hydra vulgaris (swiftwater hydra), 596 nucleotides long. The record is from RefSeq and is a predicted model, not a curated record. Lineage: Eukaryota; Metazoa; Cnidaria; Hydrozoa; Anthoathecata; Hydridae.